AAUAAAGGCCAGACAUAAAGCGUCACAAAUGUAUGUUAAUAAACACAAAUACGUGUCAUAAAGAGACAAUAAUGUGAUGCGUUUUACCUUGUUGUUUAAAUAUAAUAUUAAUCUUUUAUAACCUCAUGGGCAUGCAACAUGUCAUCGUUAAUAAAUACAUUUUUAAAAAGUGUUAUGCUUAAUUUGGCAAUAUUGUAGUUGCACUUUGAAUCCAAACCAACCCGUAACUCUAAUUGUAUUAAAGACGUAGGGUCUGUGCAUGAGUGCAUACUUGACAACUGCAUGCUUAGAUCCAAAUUAAAGCUGCGUGAUGGCCACAACAAGCAUCCGUUUGAGCAUUACGCAAUCAGUCAAGUGUAACAGCUUUCAUGGUUUGUGGUCUUUAUUUAUGAUCAGCAAGCAUUUGCUUCAGAGGGCUGAAAUACCAGAGACACACUCAGACAGCUGAGUUGACGGCCCUGUGACUGUGUCAGGACAGAUGGAUUUAAGCGCGGUGAAUACUCAAAGUACACGCGCACACACGCACGCACACACACGCACAUGACAGUCGACAUGAAAAGCCCUGUUUGGGCUAAGGGGGAGGCCGUACUCAUCACCUGGUUCCCCUUUUCCUAAUUUAGGCUCAUAACGACAUUACCCCGAAUAAACUUCGAGUCUGCAUGUCCAGAGCGGCUGCGCUGAAUGCGAGCAGCCUGGGGGAGGCGGGCUGGAAGCUGCUCGGGCGAGAGACGACAGGCUGGCUGAUCUUUAACUGAUUCAUUCUGAGUGGAGAUGACUGCAUUCCUCCGAUUUGAGAUAAGAGCGAGAGACUGAAAGGCAUAUUUAUGCGGAGGGGGGAGGAGGACGUCUUGCGUUGGAGGGGGAUGACAGAUUGAAAAUCUUCUAAAGGAACUUCAUGGAUGGCAUGAGACAUCUGAUAAAAUGAGCCAUUAUUAAUAAUUACAUAAUGCGAUGAAAAAAGAUUUUAUUGUUUGGCUGAAAUGAAAAUGAUUCAAUACAUGAGAUAAGGAACACAACAUAUGGUAAGGUCGUUUACGGUUGACCAUAAUUUAAUUUAUUAUACAAUUAAAAGAAAUAACUCUCAGGCUCUUUGUCAAAUCAGAACAAACAAGGCUGAUUGGAAAAUCCGAUUACACAAAGAAGACAUUGUCAGUCUGGUCUAGAGUAAUAAUAUAUCGUGUUGCAAACAAACCAAUGAUGGAAUUAUCUCCAAAUAAACUGAUAAUGUAAUCAAACCCUCUCCUCUUCCUGCUGGAGGACCCCCAUAGGACCACUGUCCUUGGAUUUAUCGACCAAUCCGCUCCUCGGAGGGGAAAAAAAUACGCGUACGGGCUGCAACGGGAGGAGCGCGCAUCGCGCAGGGUUGCGCACACAGAAGACGUAGCUGUGGGCGAGAGGAUGCAGUGAAGGAGCCUCCAGUUUCCACCAGCUUAUUUAACGGCCGCGGGCGCAGCUUUGACAUAAUAACGAGAACAAUGAGCGUGAUCCAGGCCGGGCACGACGGCGGCAGGGGCAGCCGCACCGACAACGGCGGCGGCUCCCCGAGGCUGCAGCACUGCGCUCAGCCUCCCAACAGCAGCGGCGGCCGGACCAAAGAUGCGAGAUACCAGCAGCAGCAGCAGCAGCAGCAGCUGCAGCAGCGGCAUCACGGUGGCUCCAUGCUGAAACAGCCGUCGCUCAACGAGCCAGCCGACGUCGUGCGACGGGCACUGGACUUCAAGUGCCAAGGCACCCAGUGCUACAAGGAUAAGAAGUACCGAGAGGCGAUCGGCAAGUACCACCGCUCUCUGCUGGAGAUCAAGGGGCUGUGCAGGGUGCUGGGGGACCCGGACACCGGCUCCAAGCCCCCGUCCCCCCUCCUGCCGACCAUCAGCAAGUCCUCGCUGACGGAUGAGCAGAAGGGAGCCAUGGAGAACACGGAGCUGGAGUGUUACAACAGCUUGGCCGCCUGCCUGCUGCAGAUGGAGCUGGUGAACUAUGAGCGAGUGAAGGAGUACUGUCUGAAGGUGCUUCACAAGGAGGGGAAGAACUUCAAGGCUCUGUACCGAUCCGGUGUGGCCUACUACCACCUAGGAGAAUUCCAGAAGGCCCUGUACUACCUGAAGGAGUCACACAAACAGGAACCGUCAGACACCAACGCCAUCCGCUACAUCCAGUUGACAGAGAUGAAGAUUCGCCGGAGCGUCCAAAGGGAAAAGAAAGAGGCGACAUAAACGCUGUCCGUCGGACGACUUCUCACCCGUUACUAACUUCAGCCCAACCGUGUGCCAACCAGACCGUACACACCACGAGUCACAGUCCAAAAUAUUUGUUUGCUUUUGCCUUGCACAACAUCCCGUUGCCAGUUAUGUGAUUGAACUUCAUUGUCGUGUGCCUGAAAGCACCUUUUGUUUAUUUUAUUCUUCUGUAUUUUUUUAGAAUCGCAUCCGAUGUGAGUGACUGUGAAUACAUCCCAGGCAUUUUUUUUUUACUCUUACAAAGUGAUGCACUGCCAGUCCUAACAUUGCACAUACGGGCCGACACUUGUGAUGGAGACGGGAUCAACAAGUUCCCCAGAGCGAGUCCAGCAUGUCUGCAGGCGAGUGGAACUGCACAUUAGCGCGUGCCCUCGCACAAGAUGUCUCUUGAAUGGCACGGAGUAAAUGAGUAACAACUACACCGACACGCUUUGAUUGAAAAAGUACAACAAAAGACACGUUUCUUUUACACUCUCGAUUAUAUCUGUCGUAAAGGUGCUUUCAUGACGUAGGUAUCGAACUCAGAACGCGGAGGCAAGAACAUCAAGAGCACGUGGGUGCUCGUUGCAGUGUGAACUCAAGAGACAUAUCACGACAUAUAAAUGGGCUACUUUCUAUGAAUCAUGAACAAAUAUAUUAGAGACAAGCUAUUUGUGUGUAUUGAUGCCAAAACAAAAGCACUUCAUUCACAGAAUUAUUGUAUCAACAAAUACUGUAUGUUUAUUGUAAAAUGUAUGCGUGUAAUAAAUGUGUGAAGUACUUUUCGUUGUUGUGAUGGAUUUCCCCUCGAUUUCCGGAUUUCCACUUUUCUUCUAUAUGUUCCCGAAAGGCGGCGUGUGUAAAUAAAUAAUUGAACCAAAAGUGAUUUAAAUUAUUUCAUAGCCGUUGACCGUGCCGCUGUGAGGGUUGAGUAAUAAGUUGAUUUUCAACGAAUAUUAUGCAAUGGAGCGUGGCGUCGCAUUGCAGAAGGAGAAGUGUUUCAUAACCCAAACAAAAGAUGGCAGCCAGUUUGGGAGAAGUUUGCCUUUGGUUUAAAAACGUCUCCACUGUAGCCUACGUUAGCUACCUGAAGAGGAAACAUAACAGAUUUAAAAACUCAUUCAGUAGUGAGAAGAGUCUUUGAGGAUUCUGCAGUAAGUCGAUCUUUCUGCUCCGCUUGGCUCCAUUAAUACAAUCUGACGCUAUCAUAAGAACAAACUAACUCCUGAGGUCAAGAUGCGGCUCGUUAGCUGCUAAU
Molecule: messenger RNA, 3474 nt
Organism: Pseudoliparis swirei
Lineage: Eukaryota; Metazoa; Chordata; Actinopteri; Perciformes; Liparidae
Product: tetratricopeptide repeat protein 9A
Exons: 3
Coding region: 1476-2213 (245 amino acids)
Molecular function (GO): protein binding
Source: RefSeq, a predicted model, not a curated record